AUGUUUUGGACUGUACUAUUAUCAUUGAUCAUAGUAUUACCAAUCACGGUCUAUUAUUAUUUAAAAUGGAAAUAUUAUACAUUACGACCUGAAAUUUCUGGACUACAACCAGAAUUUAUAUAUGGCAAUCUUCGUCAACUCGGCAUUAUGACAUCGAACAAAGAAGUGAUUGAUUCAUAUGUUCAUAGUUUUGAAAAACUACAAAAGCAAUAUGGAGAUAUAUUUCAAAUUUGGAUCGGUUCAAAUCAUUAUUUUGUAUUCUGUCGUCCUGAACACGCUGAAAUAAUAUAUUCUGAACGCCAUAUAUUCGAUCGUGCCGAUAUGCGUCCAAAAACAUUUGGUUUAAUAGCAGAAAAUUUUCUGAUAACACUUAUUGGUCCAAAAUACAAACGGCAUGCAAAAGUAAUUAUGCCAAUGUUAAGAAAACAUCGAUUUAAAUCACAAAUUUCGAUUAUUAUCGAUUGUGCUGAUCGAUUGAUUCAUGUUUGGAAAGAUAGAUAUUAG
This is a messenger RNA of Rotaria sordida, 504 nucleotides long. The record is from the annotation of a GenBank genome assembly. NCBI's taxonomy places the organism in Eukaryota, Metazoa, Rotifera, Eurotatoria, Philodinida, Philodinidae.